Molecule: messenger RNA, 833 nt
Organism: Alternaria rosae
Lineage: Eukaryota; Fungi; Ascomycota; Dothideomycetes; Pleosporales; Pleosporaceae
Product: DASH complex subunit Dad1-domain-containing protein
Exons: 2
Coding region: 153-467 (104 amino acids)
Cellular component (GO): spindle microtubule; mitotic spindle pole body; mitotic spindle
Source: RefSeq, a predicted model, not a curated record
ACCCCAUUCAAGUGGAAUACUGAACACCCAGAAGCCUACAUUGACGACACAUCUUCUUGUUUGCUUCUUGUUGUUCUAUUGUAGGCUGCAGGCCUGUUCAGGUUUUUUCCUUGUGUGUCAAGUGAUCGCAACGACACGAAAGAACACCAAAUAUGGCACCGCCAUACUUUCCCCCGUCAACCAAUGGCCAAGAUACCGCGCCGUCAAAGACAUACUACGAGCAACAGCGCGAAUUGCUCGUCACUGAAAUUGCCCAAAGUCUAGAAGUCGUCCUGCAAAACAUCAACAAGUUGAACCGUUCGCUCGAAGAAGUCACAUCAGUCGGCAACGAGUUCGCACCCGUCGAGUCGCUAUGGAGUCACUUUGAAAACGUCAUGGCCAAGGACCCGAGUGAACAACAAGAAGGCGCACAGGAGGGCGCGACCGAACACGAAGGCGAGACGGAAGUGCCUCAGGAUCGGAAAUGAGCGGUGGCAGGGAGACACCUUGUUAGCCCGCGAUAAACAACAACGCGCCCGGAGGUGCACGGCCAGCCGUCGAACAGACCAUGGCGAUAAUGGGUAUGAUGUAAUGAUACCCCGGAGCGAGUCAUUGGUACAGUGCGCGACACCAAGGGAUCGCAGUGUUCACGUUGUAUGAUACCUCUACAUAGAAGAUACACCGAGUGUAUGAUACUAGAGACUAAGGUAUGCACUAUUUUACGUGCCAUGUACUUUUGGGCGAAAGCGUUUAUGAAGGCGGUCAACGACACGAGUUCUGUCAUCGGCUAGUGACGAUCAAUUUGGAGAAAACAGGUUUCAGAAAUAUGUUUGAUUUACUUCCUAGGCGCAGGC